UCUCGCGCGCACACGAUCUUCGUCUGAGUCCGGGUACAAGCUGGGGCGGCGGCGGCGAGUCUCCCGGUCAACUCGGUAAAAGUUGAGUUGUGUGUCGGUGUAUGGCGGAUUUCUCAGCGCGCGACAGUCAAACACGUUAGCAGGUGUUUCAGGAGUCCUGGAAAACCUGGAGCACAGUCAAAUGUCAGGUUAAUGUCCUGGAAAAUGAUUCCAGCAGCUGUCAGUGAGAUGAGCAGAGGAGCCUAAAACCAGGCCAGAACCAUGGCCUCCGGUAAGAACAAGAACCAGACCUCCCUGGCUCUCCAUAAGGUGAUCAUGGUGGGCAGCGGCGGCGUGGGAAAGUCCGCCCUCACACUGCAGUUCAUGUACGACGAGUUCGUGGAGGACUACGAGCCCACCAAGGCCGACAGCUACAGGAAGAAGGUGGUGCUGGACGGCGAGGACGUUCAGAUCGACAUCCUGGACACGGCGGGGCAGGAGGACUACGCCGCCAUCAGAGACAACUACUUCCGCAGCGGGGAGGGCUUCCUGCUCGUCUUCUCCAUCACCGAGCACGAGUCCUUCACCGCCACGUCCGAGUUCAGGGAGCAGAUCCUCAGGGUGAAGGAGGAGGAGGCCAUCCCUCUGCUGCUGGUCGGGAACAAGUCGGACCUGGAGGAGCGCCGGCAGGUCUCUGCCGACGAGGCCACGGGCAAGGCCGGAGAGUGGGGGGUGCAGUACGUGGAGACGUCGGCCAAGACGAGGGCCAACGUGGACAAGGUGUUCUUCGACCUGAUGCGGGAGGUCCGUAAGAAGAAGAUGUCGGAGAGCAAAGGCCAGAACGGGCCGAGCGGGAAGAAGAAGAAGAAGCCGUGCUGCAUCCUUUAACCUCGAGGUGACGGCCGAGGUGACAAAGUGCCAAACCCGAGCAGCAGCCAGACGGACUGAUCCGAACUGAAACACUCACUUCAUCCACACCUGGCGGCUCCGCGCUCACACCUGCACGUUGAAUUCACACCACAACAAGUAUUUCUGUCCACAUGUAUGAACACGUGUUCGAGGUCACUCCAUCACUGCGUCUGUCUGUCGUCUGGUACUUUCCUGUUUCUGCUUCCUCUUUAUGUGGCCAGAAGUAUGUGGACACUGAGCCAGCCGGCUCAGGUCAUAACCAAUAUCUGUAUUAUAAUAAUGCAUCAAAUCAACCUCCAGACAAUGAUCAGCUGCUCCUCACGGACACGAAACACAGACGCUGUCAGACUAACCGAGGAGGUGGUGGAGCCCAAACACGGAGUUAAUAAAAAGAGUGAUGCUGUGUUAACAUUAGUGUUUGGACAGAGGUGUCCACAUACUUAUGGCCAUAAACUACAUGUUCAUGUGUUCGUUCUUUGCCUUCAUCGUUCUGUUCAGAAGUUCAGCUGCAGCGCCGGAGAUGAGAAACAGAUCCGGAUCACGGAUACGUAAUCACGUAAUCGUCGUUAUAAUCAUAUAAAACUUAUAGAACAUAAUAAAUGAUCACGCUGUAAAUAUUAUAACAGUAUUGUUGUGUAAAACAAGUUUGAUUUAUUUAUAACGUGAAAAUAUCUGAUAACAUGUAAUUACGUUAACGUAACGUGUCAUUAAGAUUUUUAUGUUAUUACCUGAAACUUUAAAUGUUUAAUAACAAGAAAAGUUUCUUGUAACGUGAAAACAUCGUCAUAACAAAGUUUAAAGUUCUAACGAGUUUGUACGUUCUCAUAACUUGAUAUGUCUUACGUUCUAACGCUGGUCUGUCUCUUCGCCGGCGUGUCCGCUCUGGGCUUCCGUACUCCUGAAUGUUUUGAGUUUUCUGUGUGAUGGCAGACUCGACGUGAGCUGAAGGAUCGUCGGUCGGUCCGGACGCUCAUGUGACUUUUUGUGCCUUAAAAACUCGUUUGUGCUGGUUUUUAUUUCCGUCUGUCUCACAUUCCUGAUAUAUAUGAUGGAUAACUAUGUAACGACGACACUUCCAGACACUCCUUUUGUAUGAAAGCUUUAUUCUUCACUUCCCUGACGAACACAAAUAUAAUUUAUAAUCAAGUUUAAAGGGAACGGACUAUUUAAAUCACUGAUCAGGAGCUUUGUAUUUCUGCUCUGGAGGGACUCGUGGUGUUUGUGUGGUCGGCCGCGGACAGACUCAGCGGUUUGAUAAUUAAACAGAGUCUGACGGACGCGUGGCCUGUUUUUAAUGAGUCGCAUCCAUCAAACAUGUCGAACAGCAUGGAAACGUUCUUACAAGUCCGAGGAACCAAAGGUAACACAGAGACGUUUUACUCAACAUGCAGAAAUGUGAUGUUUGUCUGUGAUUCUCCAUGAAGAUGUACCCAACAAACAAACUUCAGAGCUCGGUUCUAUAUUUAAUAUUAAAGAAUCUGUAAUUAAAC
Larimichthys crocea (large yellow croaker) is the source of this 2378-nucleotide messenger RNA. RefSeq names its product ras-related protein ralB-A. Gene Ontology annotation, biological process: signal transduction. The coding region runs from base 262 to 867 and encodes 201 amino acids. Gene Ontology annotation, molecular function: GTPase activity; GTP binding. Lineage: Eukaryota; Metazoa; Chordata; Actinopteri; Sciaenidae. Gene Ontology annotation, cellular component: membrane. The record is from RefSeq and is a predicted model, not a curated record. The transcript is spliced from 6 exons.